This is a messenger RNA of Sporisorium graminicola, 1104 nucleotides long. RefSeq lists its product as uncharacterized. The record is from RefSeq and is a predicted model, not a curated record. Bases 1 to 1104 code for a protein of 367 amino acids. NCBI's taxonomy places the organism in Eukaryota, Fungi, Basidiomycota, Ustilaginomycetes, Ustilaginales, Ustilaginaceae. The transcript has a single exon.
AUGUUCGCUUCCAGCUCGGGAGCAAAUGGAAAGAAGCGCGCAUCGGAUGCAGAAGGGCACGAAGCAUCUUCCGUCUCGGACGUAUGGAUGGCUGGGACGUCUGCACAAGGCGGAGGCGAGUCGGAAACGGCAACUCACAGACGUGCAGCGAUGCAAAGUAGCGACUCCGUCGUCGACAGCUAUGGCGGCAGCGGCAGCGGCUUGGGUUUCAGGGUCAAGCGCAGUCGUCAGGCGCUCAACGUGCGCAUCCCGGACUCGGACUGCUCGCUCACCUCAGCGCGAGAUCUGCGAGCACAGAUCACGAAAGCUCAGCAUCGCAAUCUGACCGACGUCGUGCAGAACCAUACCUUUGUCGGCGUCGUCGAUCUGGCUAAAGGCUUGAGUCUCAUCCAGCACGAGACGAGGUUGCUGCUGAUCAACCACGAUGCCAUGAUCCGCGAAUUUGCUUAUCAACUCGUGCUUCGUCAAUUCGGCAGUCUGAAGCGCAUCCGAUUGGACCCAGCGCCCAAGGUGGACGAUCUCAUCCGCCUCGGCUUGGAGAACACGACUGGCGUUCCUGAAGACGAAACAGAAAGCGUCGAAGCGACCAAAGACAAGAUCGCCGACGUGCUCUUCGAGAACGCCGAGAUGCUCGAAGAGUAUUUUUCGAUUUGUUUGGAUGCCGAGAAACGCACCCUGGAAGGUUUGCCGAACCUGCUUCCAGGCGGCGGCGGCGGCCAUGGAAGCGCCAUCGAAUUGGAUCGUCUGCCCCAGUUGUUGGUCAGGUUGGCGACGCGCGUCGACUGGCAGGACGAGCAAGAAUGUUUUGAGACCUUUGCACGACAGCUUGCUUGGAGCUGCCUGCCUUGUCCACCUCCCUCGCCGCCGCCGCCAUCGUCAACGCCGUCUGGGGUGGCCCCUUUGGAGGACGAAGAAGGAAAAGCGAAAGAAGUGCGGCAGGAAAGAGAAGCCGAGGUAGAAACAGCAAAGAAGAGGGUCCAGCAUCUGUGGUUCGACAGCAUGGCCAAGUCGAGGGGCAAGUACGUGCCGAGCAAAGCGACAAACGAGUUUGUAGUUCAGGUGGCCAACCUUCCGGAUCUAUAUCGUGUCUUUGAACGAUGUUGA